This is a messenger RNA of Gryllus bimaculatus (two-spotted cricket), 1431 nucleotides long. The record is from the annotation of a GenBank genome assembly. NCBI's taxonomy places the organism in Eukaryota, Metazoa, Arthropoda, Insecta, Orthoptera, Gryllidae.
AUGCAUAAGCAUCCGGCCACAAGCGAACGCGAUGUUUAUAAAGAAUUGGAGUGUAUAGUGAUGAGUUUUAGAGUGCCAGAACUACAAGCUUUAAUGAGUUUCGCCGGGUACCAGAAGACAGGUGUCAAGAAGGACUUGCAAGCAAAGGCUAUUGAGUUAGUGCGGUUACGAUCGCCGAGAAUUGCUAUCAAAGUAAAGCAAAUAUAUGCUGCAUCUAUUCUCACAGAAGAAUGUAAAGCAGCAAAAUAUCGGCGCACCCCUUACCCACAUCACCCCUGGCCACAACAACAUACAAUACCCAGGUCAAAUGAACCAAAUCCUAUAAAACAUAUCCUUUCUAAUCCACCCACAUCAAGUGCAAAUAUCAUAGAUCAGAAGAAUGAUGUUCCUACAGUGACUAGGUGUGAUUCCCCAAUGUUGCACGUAAACGUGAAAUUAAGGAAGUUACCGUUCUAUGAAAUCUUGAGUGAAUUAGUGCAGCCAUCUUUGCUGAAUUCAACAGGAUCAGUCAUCAGACACGAAGAUUUUUUCUUCUUUAGACUUACAGCAGAACAAGCUAAUUGUAUUGGGAUUAAUAGGCAACAAUUACCUGGUAAUAAAAUGACCCAUAAAGUGCAGGUUCAGAUGAGAUUCUGUUCCACUGAAUCUCAUUUUAAAAAGGUUAAUUGUUGUCCUUCUGGAAUGACCAUCAAUGUGAAUGGAACGCCUUGUCAAAUCCCACUUGCUUUAUCCAAUUUGAGGACAAUGGGUUCACAAUCAUUGGAUAUCACCCCGUUGAUUCAUAUAAGUCCAUUAGUGUCCAAUACAGUUACCAUGACGUGGCUUAUUGAACAGGGAAAAUCUUUUGCCACGGCAAUCUAUCUUGUACGUCAACUGACAUAUAACGACCUCUUAAAGGAUUUAUUGACUAAAGUUCUUCCUGAAAGUGAUACUAUAAAACUCAUUCAAAGCAAAUUUGGAAAUGAUCUGGAGUGUACUGUUACAUCGCAAAUGAAAGUGCCAUUAGUGUGUCCUUUGGGAAAAGUAUUAAUGAAUACACCAUGCCGAGCAACAACUUGUAACCAUUUACAAUGUUUUGAUGCUUGUCUGUACCUACAGAUGAACGAAAAAAAACCUACUUGGACUUGCCCAGUUUGUCAGGGGCCUGCAGAAUUUGAUAACCUUGUCAUUGACAGCUUUUUCACAAAGAUUCUUAAAUCAGAAAAGAUCAACGAUUCCAAAGAAAUCCAGCUUCAUCUAGAUGGUUCAUGGACAUUUCUUGCUGACAAACAGCAGCCACAAAAUAAGUUAAACACAUGUGUGAACAUAAAAGUAAAGGACUUCAAUUCAAAAACUGCAAUUGCCAAUCAACCAACAAUGUCCACUUGUGCAGUAAAGCAAAUGUUAAGUGAAACCACUUGUAUUGACUUAACAAACUGUGAUAGUGACUAA